Molecule: messenger RNA, 339 nt
Organism: Oncorhynchus tshawytscha (Chinook salmon)
Lineage: Eukaryota; Metazoa; Chordata; Actinopteri; Salmoniformes; Salmonidae
Product: E3 SUMO-protein ligase PIAS1-like
Exons: 2
Coding region: 34-339 (101 amino acids)
Source: RefSeq, a predicted model, not a curated record
AAACGUCAUCACGCUUGCACUAGGAAUUGCAAGAUGGCGGAGAGUGCGGAAUUGAAGCAAAUGGUGAUGAGCCUGCGCGUUUCAGAGCUGCAGGUUCUGCUAGGUUACGCGGGCCGCAACAAACACGGUCGAAAACAUGAGCUGUUAACCAUGGCCUUGCAUCUCCUGAAAGCCGGCUGCAGCCCCGCCGUGCAGAUGAAAAUCAAGGAGCUGUACUGCAGACGCUUCCCCACCAAGAUGGGCUCUCCCUCAGAGCUGGUCCUGCCCGGACCACACUACCCUGCCUCGGGAGGAGGGGCACCGCCGCCCUACCUGCCGGCCUCAGCCAGCUGGCGAUGA